Molecule: messenger RNA, 2836 nt
Organism: Passer domesticus (house sparrow)
Lineage: Eukaryota; Metazoa; Chordata; Aves; Passeriformes; Passeridae
Gene: DUSP14
Product: dual specificity phosphatase 14
Exons: 3
Coding region: 360-956 (198 amino acids)
Biological process (GO): protein dephosphorylation
Cellular component (GO): cytoplasm
Molecular function (GO): MAP kinase tyrosine/serine/threonine phosphatase activity
Source: RefSeq, a predicted model, not a curated record
CCCCGUAGCCUGGUAACGGCGGCUCUGCGGGCGGGGGCGGCCCCGGCAGCCGCGGUCAGGUGGCACCGCCGAGACGGAGCCGGCCGAGCACGAUAAAAGUCCCGGCCCGCCGCCGCCACGGCCGCGAGGGAGCGCGGAGCCGCCGCCCGGGAGCCAUGCUCAGCACUGGACACUCUCCGUGAGCCGUCCCAGCAGCCCGGAGCACCACGGUGCCACUCUGACUUAGAGCAGGACUUUGUUACCAAGGUGACUGAGCAGUGGGAGCUGUCCUGCCGCCACCAGGCCAGACAAUCCCUCCCUUGGCUGCACAUCCCCUUGGCUCUCUUCCCAUGAUGGAAGCCUGAGUGCCAGGAUCCUCCAUGACCUCCAGAAGCCACAACUCCCUGCCGAGAACUCUGAUGGCUCCGCGGAUGCUCUCGGAAGGUGCCCUGGGGGGCAUCGCCCAGAUCACGCCCUCGCUGUACCUGAGCCGGGGCAGCGUCGCCUCCAACCGGCACCUGCUGCUGUCGCGGGGCAUCACCUGCAUCAUCAACGCCACCAUCGAGAUCCCCAACUUCAACUGGCCGCAGUUUGAGUACGUCAAAGUGCCUUUGGCUGACAUGCCCAACGCCCCCAUCUCGCUGUACUUCGACAGCGUGGCCGACAAGAUCCAGAGCGUGGCGCGGAAGCACGGCGCGGCGCUGGUGCACUGCGCCGCCGGCGUCAGCCGCUCCGCCACGCUCUGCAUCGCCUUCCUCAUGAAGCACCACAAGGUCUCCCUCUUCGAGGCCUACAACUGGGUCAAGGCGCGGCGCCCCGUGAUCCGGCCCAACGUGGGCUUCUGGAGGCAGCUGAUAGACUACGAGAGGAAGCUCUUUGGGAAGACCACGGUUAAAAUGGUACAGACGCCCUAUGGCAUCAUCCCAGACGUUUACGAGAGAGAGAGGAGACCCCUGAUGCCUUACUGGGGAAUUUAAUGGGACUGCAGAGGGGGAGCACGACGGAAGGGACGCGCUGUUUCGAGUCCACCAGACUGGAGAUGUUCCCUUCUCCUUCUACAGCCAACUUUGGUUCUCUACCAUACAGCAGAACCUCAGUUCUCACCUCACUAACCUGCAAGGCCAACGAUUCCCUUCAAAGCAUUUUUCUCUAUGGGGAUUUCCCAUCUGCAUCUCUGAUUUAGCAAAACCAGGUCUCAUUAUAAGUUUAUUCCUUCCAUAAAGCCUACGUCUUUUUUCCUUUUUUUAGUCAGUUUAUUAAGCUCCUCGAGGAAGGGCCUAAGAGGCAUCGGGCAGAGUGGAUGGCCCAAGAGCGCUUUGUGCUGCAGUAGUAGCCUGGAUAUUUUGUUAUAGCUUGUUUGCUUCCUUGCAAAACCCUGUAGUGGCUCAGGAGCAGCACUAGCGAGGCCCUGCCCCACAGCAGCAGGUUUUCCAAGCACCAGGGAGGCAGGAAUACAGGGGCUGUGGUGCUGGUGUUUUCUUUAACAUUCAUAGUGACUCUCAGUAUAUAGUGUUUGAGACCUUUAGUCAGCUCUUAAUCGUAUUCAAAGUUAGGGGGGAAAAAAGGGAAAAACAAACAAACAAAAAGAUUGAAUCAGUCCGUGUCGGCCACAAGUAAAAUAAAAAUUGAGCAAUUCAAAUCAAAUAAAUACAAGAUCCUUUUUCACUCAUUCCAUGCCGGGGCAAUAGCCCUGGAAUACACUUCAACUGCUGGAAAAUGCUGGUGUGUUUUGUGGGUGGAAAGUUGACAGAUCUUGUCCAGAAGCGAGAGGGUUGAAGCCGCUGGGCAGCCAAAGAGAUGCUCAGGAAUGUGAGCAUGGCCCCUGGCCGGGCUGGGCUGGGUGUGCCAGCAUGCCAGCAGAGCCAGCCCAGCCCGGGGGGCUCAAUCCCCUCGGGGAGGAAGGCUGAAUCCCCUCGGGGAAGGCUGAAUCCCCUCAGGGAAGGCUGAAUCCCCUCGGGGAAGGCUGAAUCCCCUCGGGGAAGGCUGAAUCCCCUCAGGGAAGGCUGAAUCCCCUCGGGGAAGGUUGAAUCCCCCGGGGAGGAAGGCUGAAUCCCCUCGGGGAAGGCUGAAUCCCCUCGGGGAGGAAGGCUGAAUCCCCUCGGGGAAGGCUGAAUCCCCUCGGGGAAGGCUGAAUCCCCUCAGGGAAGGCUGAAUCCCCUCAGGGAAGGCUGAAUCCUCUCGGGGAAGGCUGAAUCCCCUCGGGGAAGGCUGAAUCCCCUCGAGGAAGGCUCAAUGCCCGGUUCCUCAGUGGGCUGGGUGUGCCAGCAUCCCAGCAGAGCCAGCCCAGCCCGGGGGGCUCAAUCCCCUCGGGGAGGAAGGCUGAAUCCCCUCGGGGAGGAAGGCUGAAUCCCCUCAGGGAAGGCUGAAUCCUCUCGGGGAAGGCUGAAUCCCCUCGGGGAAGGCUGAAUCCCCUCGAGGAAGGCUCAAUCCCCGGUUCCUCAGUGGCCUGGGUGUGCCAGCAUCCCAGCAGAGCCAGCCCAGCCCUGCAGGGCUCACUCCCCCUGCUCAGCUCCAGCUCCCCUCAGAGCUGCCUUAGCCCACUCCUGCCUCUCUCCAUUCCGUCCUCAAGGUUCUGCUGCAUCCCAGGGCUGCUCCUCUCUGUGCCCAGGGUGGUGGCAGAGGCCUGGCCUUGCUGGAGAGUGCCAGGAGCUGCUCCAGCCCAGCCCUUCCCUGGAGCAGCCUCCCGUGGCUCCAGGGCAGGGGCCGGAGCCUUGGAGUGUGGCUGGAGCCCUGAGCAGGCACCAGAGUUUCUGUUGCCUCUGGAGGAGGAGCAGGCAGAGUGCUGCGCUCGCUGUCUGAUUUAAAUGAGAUUCUAUACUUGUAAAAAAAAAAUCAAUAAAGAUUAAACCAGAACAUG